Tachysurus fulvidraco (yellow catfish) is the source of this 1706-nucleotide messenger RNA. It is a transcript of the gene pdss2, whose product is annotated as prenyl (decaprenyl) diphosphate synthase, subunit 2. The record is from RefSeq and is a predicted model, not a curated record. Gene Ontology annotation, molecular function: prenyltransferase activity. Bases 202 to 1353 code for a protein of 383 amino acids. Gene Ontology annotation, biological process: ubiquinone biosynthetic process; isoprenoid biosynthetic process. The transcript has 9 exons. Gene Ontology annotation, cellular component: transferase complex; mitochondrion. NCBI's taxonomy places the organism in Eukaryota, Metazoa, Chordata, Actinopteri, Siluriformes, Bagridae.
AUGCCGUAAAGCGUGUUGUACAAGAUGGCAGCUUUGUUGAAUAUGUAGUGAAAUACUUCGUCCGGUGAAAACCGUUCAUUUUGUUUUUCUUGUACAGCCUGUUUUAGUGGACUAUCAACGGGAAAUUAAAGCGGAAGUGUUGUCUAAAGACAGGAGACGGUUUGGACCUGAAGACAAGAUGUGUUUCAUUUAAUAAGAAGGAUGGCUGUGUGUUCCCGUCUCUCUCUCCUCACGUCUCUGACUGCUACGUGUUCCUCGAGGCGAGGAUGGAGGAACCUGAGUCUGUUCUCUGCUCCGUCUCCGUCCAGCUGGAGUAAAGUGGUGUCUGAUGCGGAGAAGAUCGUGGGAUAUCCGACGUCCUUCAUGAGUCUGCGCUGCCUGCUGAGUGACGAGCUGAGCAACGUCGCCAUGCACGUGCGCAAACUGGUGGGAACCAAACACCCGCUGCUCAACACCGCCAGGGGGUUUGUGUAUGACAGUAAACACAAUCUACAGAUGCGCGGUCUGGUGGUGUUGUUGAUGUCUAAAGCAGCAGGACAGAGCGGCUCAGCGUCUGAUGCUCUUUUGCCCGACAUGAUCAGCGGAAUUUACCCCAGUCAGCGUAGCCUGGCCGAGAUCACUGAGCUGAUCCAUACAGCGUUCCUGGUGCAUCGUGGGAUUGUGAAUUUAAAGGAGUGGACCUUCUCAGAUGGGCCUCUCAAGGACAUGCAGUUCGGGAACAAGAUGGCCGUCCUGAGCGGUGACUUCCUGCUGGCCAAUGCCUGCACGGGAUUGGCUCAGCUGAACAACACCAAGGUGGUGGAGCUGGUAUCCAGUGCCAUUGGAGACCUGGUGCAGGGCGUCUACUACGAACACUCCACCUGUACUGAGGAGGGAAAGCCGUGUGUGGCGUCGUGGGAGGAGCAGACGUUCCUCUCCCAUGGUGCACUGCUGGCGAAGAGCUGCCAGGCGGCCAUGGAGUUGGCGAGACACGACGCAGAGGCUCAGACUCUGGCUUAUGAGUACGGAAAACACCUGGCUCUCGCACACAAGCUGAAUUCAGACCUGCAGCCCUUCCUGAAGCGUGGUUCCGACCCGGUCGUCUUCUCUCUGGACUCGGCUCCUGUGGUUUUCCACCGGCUGACAGUCGGACAGGAGAUUUGGACUCGGCAGCUACAGCAGGCCCAGAACUCCACAACACACACGGAUUACUCCAAGCUGUGGACUGGGAUUAGAUCUGGAGGUGGAGUGAAGCAGGCUGUAGAUCUCUGCACUCAGCACGGAAACACUGCACUUGAGGCCAUCCUGCGCUUCCCUCCAUCUGAGGCUCGUUCAGCUCUCGAGAACAUCGCUGGUGCCGUCACCAGGUUCUGACCCGGGAACCAGUCUAGGUCUGGAGUCUGAGCUCCGUCAUCCUCACCUGAGCCGGGCCGAACUUCUGGAAUCGACACCGUCUCUCUUUCCAUCGACUCCAUCUGGGACAGAGCUGGCUGAGAGGAACAGCAGAUGGGUGUAAGAACCACCGGAUGAUUUCACCAGGAUUUGAUGCCUACUUCUGAAGGCAUCACCAUAGCAACAGUGACGACAGAGACAACGUUGAGAGUGUGGAUCCGCUAGCACAGACGUUGCAUUAGCUCCGGUUAGGUUUAUCCUAACGACAAAACUCUCACACUGUUCAUGUUGUGUGUUACUUUGGUUGCCAUGGCAAUAAAAUGUGAUGCUCCGGU